Metopolophium dirhodum (rose-grain aphid) is the source of this 1050-nucleotide messenger RNA. Its product is annotated as general transcription factor II-I repeat domain-containing protein 2-like. The transcript has 3 exons. The record is from RefSeq and is a predicted model, not a curated record. The coding region runs from base 1 to 1050 and encodes 349 amino acids. NCBI's taxonomy places the organism in Eukaryota, Metazoa, Arthropoda, Insecta, Hemiptera, Aphididae.
AUGUUCACUAAAAUACCACAAGAAAAUGAAGCUGCAGUAAAGGUUAGUUACGUGUUGUCAGAGUUAAUUGCAAAACAUUCGAAACCGUUCACUGAAGUUUUUCAAAACAUUUCAUUAUCACGAAAUACGGUUGCUGAAAGAAUAACUGAACUAGCAUGCAAUUUGAGUAAUCAAAUUAAAAUUAAAAUACCUACAUUCGAGCAUUUUUCAAUUGCUUGUGAUGAAAGUACCGAUAUUGGUGGCACAGCUCAGUUAGCUGUGUUUUUUCGUGCUUGCGAUAUGGAAUUUAAUAUUUUUGAAGAGUUAUUGGAAAUUAUACCUAUGUUUGAUACUACUACAGGAGAGGAUGUAUUCGUUUCUGUUUUUGAACUCUUGAAAAAAUAUGAUUUACCUUUGGAAAAAUUAUCAUCUGUAGCUACAGAUGGAGCUCCUUCUAUGACUGGGAAAAAUAAGGGAUUCGUUGAAAGAUUACAAAAAAAAGCAAAUGAAAAUGUUGAACAUAAAUUUCAUAGGACACAUUGUAUUAUACAUCAAGAGGUGUUAUGUACAAAAGUUAUUAAUAUGGCACAUGUAAUAAGACCAGUAAAACAAAUGGUCAAUUUUAUAAGAUCCCGUGGUAUGAACCAAAGACAAUUUUCGAUGUUUUUAAACGAUUUAGAAAGCGAGUAUUCAGGUUUACCAUACUUUACAGAAGUACGAUGGUUAUCGUGCUCCACUGUAUUGGAAAGAUUCUGGAACUUAAGAGAUGCCAUACAAAUAUUUUUAGAGUCUAAAGAACAAGACGUCAGCGUUUUAUCGGAUCCAAUGUGGUUACAAGACCUAUCCUUCAUGGUCGAUAUAACGAAGCACUUAUCGAAUUUAAAUUUAAAAUUACAAGGGAAAAAUCAAAUUAUAACAGCCAUUAAUGACCAUGUUAAGGCUUUCAAAUGUAAAUUAGAUCUAUUUAAAACACAAUUACAAAACGAAGACUUAACGCAUUUCCCAGCAUGCAUGACACGCAGUCAAUGUUCCAACACGUAUACAAAUGGAACUGAUCGAGAUUCAAAAUGA